AUGAAGGCCGUAUCCAUUCUCUUCUGGGCCAGUCUUGCGGCUGCCGCCGUAACGGACUCCGGAAUCAACGCGGCGAGGGAAGAGUUAGCCCGGGAUCUUGAAGCUGUCAAUGAUGGAGCUUCUCUCUUUGAGAGAGACGAGGAGGAUACAACCCUUCAGCCCUUCUCUCUGGCUGCCACUCCAGAAGACGAAGAGGAAGAUGGCGUAACUGCUCGGGACCUCUCAGAAGCCGAUCACUUCGGCGAGAUUGUCGCGCGACAAGCCAACAACACAGCUGGUGGUGGAAAGAAGAAUGACGGCAAAGGAAAAGACAACGCCAACGCGGGAAAGAAGAACAACGGAAACAAUUGCCAAUGCGGCAAAGGCAAGAAGAGGGGCAAAGAUGCCAAGGGCAAAUCUUGCAGGUGCCGAAACGGAAAGAACAAUGCCAAGAACAACGGCAAGAAGAACAACAACGCGAAGGAGAAUGGCAAGAAGAAUAACAACGCCGCUAAGAACAACGGGAAGAAGAACAACGGGAAGGGAAAGGACAACAACAACAAUAACAACAACAAUGGAACCGCCGCUGAUAACGGAAAGGGAAAGAACAACAACGGCAAGGAGAAUGGGAAGAAGAACAACAACAAUGCUGCCAAGAACAACGCCGCUAAGGAAGCGAAGAAGAACAAUGGCAAGGGAAAGGAUAACAACAAUAACAACAAUGGCACCGCAGUGGACAACGGCAAAGGAAAGAAAAACAACGGAAAGAACAAUGGCAAGGACAACGGCAAGAAGAACAACAACGGAAAGGACAACGGAAAGAAGAACAACGGCAAGGCCAACGGCAAUGCCAACGAGGGCAAGAAGAAUAACGAUGGAAAGCAGAACGGCAAGAAGAACAACGACAAUGCUAAAGAUGGAAAGAAGAACAACGGAAAGGCGAACGGAAAGGGCAAGGACAAUGGCAACGCCGGCAACAAUAACAACAAUGGCACUGUUGUUGACAACGGCAAGAAGAACAACGGCGGCGGUGAUGCGAAGAACAAGGAAAACGGCGGAAAGAAGGCCAACGCGUCUAGCGGUUCUGCUGCCGCUGCGGCGGGCAUGGUUUGA
Molecule: messenger RNA, 1092 nt
Organism: Colletotrichum karsti
Lineage: Eukaryota; Fungi; Ascomycota; Sordariomycetes; Glomerellales; Glomerellaceae
Exons: 2
Coding region: 1-1092 (363 amino acids)
Source: RefSeq, a predicted model, not a curated record